This is a messenger RNA of Tarenaya hassleriana, 1379 nucleotides long. Its product is annotated as serine/threonine-protein phosphatase PP2A-2 catalytic subunit. Gene Ontology annotation, biological process: peptidyl-serine dephosphorylation; mitotic cell cycle. Bases 189 to 1109 code for a protein of 306 amino acids. Lineage: Eukaryota; Viridiplantae; Streptophyta; Magnoliopsida; Brassicales; Cleomaceae. Gene Ontology annotation, cellular component: cytoplasm. The record is from RefSeq and is a predicted model, not a curated record. The transcript has 6 exons. Gene Ontology annotation, molecular function: protein serine/threonine phosphatase activity.
GGAAGAUUUUCUCGGCAUCCAUCCAAACACCACAUAGAAAGAACAUCUCGACGGAGAGAGAGACGAUGCGUUGAUGAGAAAUAAGCCGAAUCGAGUGCCAAAACCUUGAUUUUCUCUCCGAUUCCGACACCUUAGCGUGGCCGUAUAGAUUUUGGUCGAGAGAUCGUUGACCGUUCGAUUGGGGAGAGAUGUCGGCGAACGGGGAUCUGGACCGUCAGAUCGAGCAGCUGAUGGAGUGUAAGCCGUUGUCGGAGGCGGAGGUGAAGACGCUCUGCGAUCAGGCGAGGGCGAUUCUGGUGGAGGAAUGGAAUGUGCAGCCGGUGAAGUGUCCUGUCACCGUCUGCGGCGACAUCCAUGGUCAGUUCUACGACCUCAUCGAGCUCUUCCGCAUCGGCGGGAAUGCUCCGGACACCAAUUACCUCUUCAUGGGAGAUUAUGUAGAUCGUGGGUACUAUUCAGUAGAGACAGUCACACUGUUGGUGGCACUGAAGGUGCGUUACAGGGAUAGACUUACGAUCCUCCGAGGGAAUCAUGAGAGUCGGCAGAUUACCCAAGUCUAUGGUUUUUAUGAUGAAUGCUUAAGGAAAUACGGAAAUGCAAAUGUCUGGAAGUAUUUUACUGACCUUUUUGAUUAUCUACCUCUUACGGCCCUAAUUGAGAGUCAGGUUUUCUGUUUGCAUGGAGGGCUUUCACCUUCUCUGGACACUCUUGACAAUAUCCGAAGCUUGGAUCGCAUACAGGAGGUUCCACACGAAGGACCGAUGUGUGAUCUAUUAUGGUCUGAUCCAGACGAUCGUUGUGGAUGGGGAAUAUCCCCCCGUGGUGCUGGUUACACGUUCGGACAAGACAUCGCAACUCAGUUUAAUCAUAACAAUGGACUCAGUCUGAUAUCAAGGGCUCAUCAACUCGUAAUGGAGGGAUACAAUUGGUGCCAGGAUAAGAACGUGGUGACGGUAUUCAGUGCUCCAAACUAUUGCUACCGAUGUGGGAACAUGGCUGCGAUUCUAGAGAUUGGGGAGAACAUGGAACAGAACUUCCUCCAGUUCGAUCCAGCCCCACGGCAGGUAGAACCUGAUUCCACACGUAAGACCCCCGAUUAUUUUUUGUGAUAAAUAUUCAUCGCCUUCUUCCGACCUCUCGUUGUUUUUUUUUUUUUGGUGGAGAGAUUUUCUGGUUGUUGAUGUUGCUGUAUCAUUGUAGAUCAUUAGAUGUGUCCCCUUUUGUCCUGUUUUUUUGUUUUCCUUCAAAGGUGGGUUCUGGUAUAAGACUGGUAACUUGAACAUUCUCCUACCAUAGGAGAAUUUCCCACGUGUUUCGUUGUAAAAAAGAAAACUGGACGUUGUUGUGUCAAUGAAAAUGUGUGACAAAGUUGUGAAAUU